Patiria miniata (bat star) is the source of this 1503-nucleotide messenger RNA. Its product is annotated as G-protein coupled receptor Mth-like. Gene Ontology annotation, biological process: cell surface receptor signaling pathway; G protein-coupled receptor signaling pathway. The record is from RefSeq and is a predicted model, not a curated record. The transcript is spliced from 2 exons. Gene Ontology annotation, cellular component: membrane. NCBI's taxonomy places the organism in Eukaryota, Metazoa, Echinodermata, Asteroidea, Valvatida, Asterinidae. Bases 92 to 931 code for a protein of 279 amino acids. Gene Ontology annotation, molecular function: G protein-coupled receptor activity.
GUGGAUUGUCUCUCUAGUCUGCAGCUUUCUAUCUCUCUUUGCAUUGGCAGCCACCUUUGUCACCUACUGCGUGUUACCAGACCUGAGAAACAUGGCCGGCCUGUACACGAUGAACCUCGUGGUGGCGCUCUUUGUUGCCAUCCUUCUGCUAAAUUUGGAGGGAUUUCUCGAUUUGGGAAAACAGGCCUGCAUAGCGAGCGCCUCGCUGAUUCACCUGUCCUGGUUGGCUGCGUUCUUCUGGAUGGCGACGUUGUCUUUCAAUGUGGCUAAAACCUUUGUUGGUACGGCUUUUCAUAGGGGAACAGGGAACAGCUAUCGGAAGUUGCUGGCAGUCAUGGGGUUAGUUUGGGGUGGUGCGUUGCUCAUCGUAUCCACCUGCCUGGUCCUGAGUGUCUGCAGGUGUACCAGUCUCCCGGCCAUCUACAGUGAGGCAUCACCGUGUUUGAUUGCCAGUGGAAACGUCCUGCUCGUCGUCUUUGGCGGUCCUGUGGCAAUCUCUCUGCUCUUCAGCAUCACUUGCUUUGCCUUGAUUGUCAACAGUGUGAGGAAGGCCAAGAGCGAUAGCAAGAUGGUACAGAACAAAGGACAAAUAAAGGAGAUGCUGAAUGAGGCAAAGAUUUAUGCAAAGCUUGCCUUUAUUUUCGGGCUCACGUGGGUUAUUGCCUUUGCCGCCGAAGCGGUGAACCACGUGAUCUUGAACUACAUCAACGUCAUUCUCAACACUUCGCAGGGGGUCUUCAUCUUCCUGGCCUUUGCCAUAAACCAACGCACGAGGGCGCUGUGGCGGAAGAGGCUUCCUUGUUUUGCGAAGACCAAGACUGGAUCUUCGUUGGGAUCCGGAUCCAGCUUCCAGACAUCGAAAAAAUGUACCGUUACAGAAAUGGACGGUGCCUCACGAAAAGCCACAGCAUCCCCCGAAACCAAGAUGUAGAAUUCUAGAACCAAAAGUCCAACUAUAGGCCUACAGUUGAAUUCGAGUGAUUAGAGUUCUCACGCAUGGACCAUACUAUAUAAAUAUUUUCCCCAAUAAAAUUACUUCAAACACUACGUAGCCUCUUUGAUUAUUUUUUUUCAGUAAACAUAAUGGGCAAUGCCGUUAAUUCGGUCGUACAUAAUUUUAUAGGACACUUUAAACGUCGGCUUUUGCCUGAAAAGUGAAAGUGACACAUCACUUGUGACUAAUGAGCAGAAAAUAAACUAGGAUACCAUCACCUUAACGGCUUGGUACCUCAAGUGCUCAGACGCACGCAGAGAAUUGGAUUCUACCAUAUAUUUUUAUUUUACCCUUAUGUAAAUCUUAAUCAUCUGUAUGAUAAUCUACGUCUUUAGUGUUCACAUUUCAGCAGUUCAAUUGUUUCGCACCGGGUAUAAAUUGUUUUAUUUCACUUUAAAGAUCAUUAAAUUAGCUAUGGUUUUAAAAUAAAAAAUGUACAUGUAAAUAAACAAUAGUUAAAAAGGUUUUGAAUUUUAAGGAUAACAGCCACAGGCGCGGUUCUACGGGGG